Messenger RNA from Sordaria macrospora k-hell, 1257 nucleotides. The record is from RefSeq and is a predicted model, not a curated record. NCBI's taxonomy places the organism in Eukaryota, Fungi, Ascomycota, Sordariomycetes, Sordariales, Sordariaceae.
AUGCUUGGCGCUGGCUUCGUCACCCGCCCUACUCUCGAUGUCCUCAGCGAAUCUGGCAUUCCCGUCACCGUCGCCUGCCGUACUCUUGCCUCUGCUCAGAAGCUCUCCGAGGGCGUCAAGAACGCCACCCCCAUCUCGCUCGAUGUCACCAACGACGAGGCUCUCGAUGCUGAGGUUGCCAAGCACGAUCUCGUCAUCAGCUUGAUCCCCUACACCUUCCACGCUACCGUCAUCAAGUCGGCUAUCCGCCAGAAGAAGCACGUCGUUACCACCAGCUAUGUCUCCCCCGCCAUGAUGGAGCUCGAUGCCGAGGCCAAGGCCGCCGGCAUCACCGUCAUGAACGAGAUUGGUCUCGAUCCUGGUAUCGACCACUUGUACGCCAUCAAGACCAUCGAUGAGGACUCCGACAACCCGCUCGGCUACAAGUUCUCCUGGUCUUCUCGUGGUGUCCUGCUCGCUCUCCGCAACGCCGGCAAGUGGUGGCAGGAUGGCAAGAUUGUCGAGGUUGAGGGCAAGGACCUUAUGAAGAUGGCCAAGCCCUACUUCAUCUACCCCGGCUACGCUUUUGUCGCCUACCCCAACCGCGACUCUACCAUCUACAAGGAGCGCUACAACAUCCCCGAGGCUCAGACCGUCAUCCGUGGCACUCUCCGUUACCAGGGCUUCCCUCAGUUCAUCAAGACUCUCGUCGACAUUGGUUUCCUUGACGACACCGCCCGCGAAAGCCUGAGCAAGCAGACCCCCUGGAAGGAGGCCACCAAGGAGAUUGUUGGUGCCGCUUCCUCCAGCCCGGAGGACCUCGAGGCCGCCAUCCUCUCCAAGGCCACAUUCGAAUCCCCCGAGGACAAGCAGCGCAUCCUCAGCGGUCUCCGCUGGAUCGGUCUCUUCUCUGACGAGACCAUCACCCCCCGCGGCAACCCUCUCGACACUCUUUGCGCCACUCUUGAGCAGAAGAUGCAGUUCGAGGAGGGCGAGCGCGACUUGGUCAUGCUCCAGCACAAGUUCGAGAUCGAGCACGCCGAUGGCUCCCGUGAGACCCGUACCUCGACCCUCGUCGAGUACGGUGACCCCAAGGGCUACUCUGCCAUGGCCAAGACCGUCGGUGUUCCUUGCGCCGUCGCUGUCAAGCAGGUCCUGAGCGGCCAGAUCUCUGGCAAGGGUGUUUUGGCUCCUAUGAGCACUGACAUCACCGAGCCUUUGAUGAAGGAGCUCCAUGAGAAGUAUGGUAUUACCAUGAUUGAGAAGACCAUCUCCUAA